GGGGGGGGGGGGGGGUGGGGGGGGGGGGGGGUGGGGGGGGGGGGGGGUGGGGGGGGGGGGGGGUGGGGGGGGGGGGGGGUGGGGGGGGGGGGGGGUGGGGGGGGGGGGGGGUGGGGGGGGGGGGGGGUGGGGGGGGGGGGGGGUGGGGGGGGGGGGGGGUGGGGGGGGGGGGGGGUGGGGGGGGGGGGGGGUGGGGGGGGGGGGGGGUGGGGGGGGGGGGGGGUGGGGGGGGGGGGGGGUGGGGGGGGGGGGGGGUGGGGGGGGGGGGGGGUGGGGGGGGGGGGGGGUGGGGGGGGGGGGGGGUGGGGGGGGGGGGGGGUGGGGGGGGGGGGGGGUGGGGGGGGGGGGGGGUGGGGGGGGGGGGGGGUGGGGGGGGGGGGGGGUGGGGGGGGGGGGGGGUGGGGGGGGGGGGGGGUGGGGGGGGGGGGGGGUGGGGGGGGGGGGGGGUGGGGGGGGGGGGGGGUGGGGGGGGGGGGGGGUGGGGGGGGGGGGGGGUGGGGGGGGGGGGGGGUGGGGGGGGGGGGGGGUGGGGGGGGGGGGGGGUGGGGGGGGGGGGGGGUGGGGGGGGGGGGGGGUGGGGGGGGGGGGGGGUGGGGGGGGGGGGGGGUGGGGGGGGGGGGGGGUGGGGGGGGGGGGGGGUGGGGGGGGGGGGGGGUGGGGGGGGGGGGGGGUGGGGGGGGGGGGGGGUGGGGGGGGGGGGGGGUGGGGGGGGGGGGGGGUGGGGGGGGGGGGGGGUGGGGGGGGGGGGGGGUGGGGGGGGGGGGGGGUGGGGGGGGGGGGGGGUGGGGGGGGGGGGGGGUGGGGGGGGGGGGGGGUGGGGGGGGGGGGGGGUGGGGGGGGGGGGGGGUGGGGGGGGGGGGGGGUGGGGGGGGGGGGGGGUGGGGGGGGGGGGGGGUGGGGGGGGGG
Messenger RNA from Sphaerodactylus townsendi, 906 nucleotides. Its product is annotated as glycine-rich cell wall structural protein-like. The transcript has a single exon. NCBI's taxonomy places the organism in Eukaryota, Metazoa, Chordata, Lepidosauria, Squamata, Sphaerodactylidae. The record is from RefSeq and is a predicted model, not a curated record. The annotation marks the transcript as partial.